AAUUAGUUACUCAUAAUUUGGAGAUUGACCGCACUAAGGCCAGCCCAAUUCCGGCGCCACUUUUCCUGCCUAACAGACAUGUCCGCUACUCUCGAAACAAAAAUUUUGCCGGUGAAGCCAGAGUCCAUAUCCUUCGACACUACAGGAACAACCUUGACCAUCACUGAUCCAGAAACAAAGCAAAAUUUAGAAUAUGCAGCAGACAUUCUUCGGAACACACACCACGCCGUUGGGUUUCCUUCCGAGACGGUCUACGGACUGGGGGCCUCGAGUCUGAGCUCCCAAUCUGUCAAGUCCAUAUACGCUGCCAAAAACAGGCCAGCAGACAACCCUCUAAUCUCGCACGUUUCGUCGAUCGACCAGCUGAAACGGAAACUUAUGGUCCCGGGACAGGAGAUUCCUGAGAUAUACGCACCUUUAAUUGAAAAAUUCUGGCCUGGUCCACUCACAAUCCUGUUGCCAAUGCCUGAAAACGUCCAAGACUCUCCUAUAUCACAGCUCGUCACGUCUGGACAGCCCACGUUCGCCGUGAGGAUGCCGCAAAAUCCGGUUGCGCGUGCUCUAAUUUAUAUUGCCGACCUUCCACUUGCUGCACCGUCCGCCAAUGCGUCGACAAGACCUUCUCCGACAACGGCCGCACACGUCUACCAUGAUCUCAAAGGCCGCAUUCCGCUUAUUUUGGACGGCGGACCGUCCGAUGUUGGGCUUGAAAGUACGGUUGUCGAUGGUCUGUGUGACCCGCCAAUGCUUCUCAGACCCGGCGGAAUCUCGCUGGAGCAAAUAAAACAGGCAGGCGGUCCCCGGUGGCAGAAUAUUGUGGUUGCAAAAAAAACAGCAGGAAAAUUAGAGCCCGUGCGGACCCCGGGAAUGAAAUACCGCCACUAUUCGCCGACGGCAAGGGUGGUCUUGUUCAAUAACUGCGGGGAUGGAAAGGAAAAAGUCAAAGCAUAUCUGGAACAGAACAAUCUGCGAAAUAAAAAGGUUGCUCUACUCAAGACCCGUCACUUUGCCCCGGCAUGUGAUAUCAGCCCUCUUAUUUCCUACGACGGGACACUUGGAACUUCAGGCAACGAAAUCCAGCGGAAUUUGUUUUCUGCUUUAAGAGCCCUGGACGCCGAGGAAUGCGAUUACAUACUGAUUGAAGGCGUGGACGAGACUGCCGAAGGUCUUGCGAUCAUGAAUAGACUAAGUAAAGCAGCCAGCGAGACCAUAAAUGGAUGAACUUUUAUUAAACACACAUAUUUUCACAAACCCAUUACAACUCAUCAUGAGUACUGUCCUUAGUGUCGGACUCUGGUUUAUCAGCUCCGUCGCUCGUUGCGUCUCUGAUGGCCAAACCGUCAACACCAAAGGUACCCUUUUCCUGAAUGAAAGAAGCCAGAGACUCGAGAGUUCUUUGACCCUCGUAACUGACCGGACCAGAACCGUCAGCUGGAUAAAGUAAAAUGGUAGGAUAUCCGG
This is a messenger RNA of Ogataea polymorpha, 1461 nucleotides long. RefSeq lists its product as uncharacterized. Bases 79 to 1221 code for a protein of 380 amino acids. Gene Ontology annotation, molecular function: tRNA binding; nucleotidyltransferase activity; double-stranded RNA binding. Gene Ontology annotation, cellular component: cytoplasm. The transcript has a single exon. The record is from RefSeq and is a predicted model, not a curated record. NCBI's taxonomy places the organism in Eukaryota, Fungi, Ascomycota, Pichiomycetes, Pichiales, Pichiaceae. Gene Ontology annotation, biological process: regulation of translational fidelity.